AUGACCGUCUCAUCCCCCACUCAGGAUGUCCUCAUCAUCGGCGGUGGUCCGGCUGGUAUCUCCGCCGCCACGGCCCUGAACCGAUUGAUGCAUCCUUGCAUCGUCUUCGACCACGGUGUUUACCGCAAUGACCGAUCCAAGCACAUGCACAACCUUCCUACUUGGGACCACAAGGAUCCGGCAGAUUUCCGUGCUGCCGGUCGUCGUGAUCUUACUGAACGAUACGAAACCACUCGCUUUGUCGAUGCCAAAGUCGAGCAGUUGACAAAGCUGGACGACGGAACCUUCCAGGCGACAGUCUCGGGCGGCGAGAAGUACAUUGGGAAGAAAGUCGUACUGGCGACUGGUGUAGAAGAUCUGUAUCCCGAAAUUGCCGGCUAUGAUGAUUGCUGGGGUCAUGGAAUUUACCACUGCUUGUUCUGCCAUGGCUUCGAAGAGCGUGGUACUCCUCAAGCAGCAAUCUUGGCCGUUGAAGAUAUGGGGGAUGUCAUGCACUCCAUUGCCGUGGGCUGCAUGGCACAGCGGCUCGCAGAUUCCGUGACGAUUCUCACGCACGGGAACACCGCACUGACCGAGGAGGUGAAGGAUCAAGCCGCAGAGAAAAAUCUCAAGGUCGAUGCGAGGCGCAUCGCACGCUUCGUGAAAGUGCCUAACCACCCUUCCGAUGUAAUUGUCGAGUUCGAGGAUGGUAGCAAGGAGACAUUUGGCUUCGUUGCCCACAAGCCUCGAAGCAAGAUGAAUGGACCAUGGGCGGAGCAAUUAGGUGUGGAAAUGACGCCUGGUGCAGACUUGAAAGUUAACCCACCUUUCAACGAGACUUCAGUAAAGGGCGUCUUUGCUGCGGGCGACUGUGCUAGCCCGUUCAAGGUUGUGGCGGGAGGCAUUUCCAUGGGCUUGUUCGCUGCGAAUGGUGCGGCAAUGCAAGUUCAGCAAGGCCAGUAG
This is a messenger RNA of Ramularia collo-cygni, 942 nucleotides long. RefSeq names its product related to thioredoxin reductase. Bases 1 to 942 code for a protein of 313 amino acids. The record is from RefSeq and is a predicted model, not a curated record. Gene Ontology annotation, molecular function: oxidoreductase activity. NCBI's taxonomy places the organism in Eukaryota, Fungi, Ascomycota, Dothideomycetes, Mycosphaerellales, Mycosphaerellaceae. The transcript is spliced from 2 exons.